AUGGACCCUUCAUCAUGUCCGCAGCUCAAGCGUGCCCUGCUCCGCCUCCCUCCUAGACCCUACACAGAUGCUCUGGUCCAAAACUUCCUCAACCAUGUAAACUUCCAUUACUACAUCAUUUAUCCGCCUUCCUUCCUGGAAGAAUACAAGACCUGGUGGUCGCUACGCUCAGAAAAUCGUCCGCUUAGUAUGCAGUGGACUUGUCUGCUGCUCAUGGUUUGUGCGUGCUCAACGCAGUACACCGAUAGUGACCUUGAGCGGAAACUCGAGAUUGAUCUCGGCCAGAGCGCCCAGCAGCUCACUGAGCAGUACCACAACGCCGGCCGUGAACUCCACGGCGCUAUUCCUGUCGGCAACAACCACCUACUGAAUGUCCAGUCGCUGUUGCAUUCAUGCUACUGGUACAAAUCAGAGGCGCGAUUUGUCGAAUGCUGGCAUGUUCUCAGCACCGCCAUCCGCGAGGCCCAGGAACUCGGCAUUCACAAGGAAACCGUUAGCGGUCAAAUGUCCGAGUUUGAUCGUGAGAUGCGAAGAAGGAUCUGGUGUAUCCUGGACACUUGGGAUUGGCAAAUAUCUGCUCUCCUAUCAAGACCGGUGCUGAUAGAUCGAACGGAUAUCGAUGUCGGCCUUCCUAGCCUCACCUUAGAAGGGUACACACCGUCCCCUUUGCAACACAUGAAACUCCAGUCAGAACUGAUUACUCAACUUUUCAACCGUUUUGGGCUACCCAAGGAUGUUUCUCAGCAUGGCGACGUCCGAGCAUAUCAAGUCAUUGUUGACAGAUGGAUGAACGCCUUUCCAUCGACCUACGCUUUCGUCGAUCCAGACACAAGCAACGACGCGUCGCGGCCGUGGAUUGUCCUGCAUCGGCAUUACCUUCACACUAUGGCCAUGUCCAUGAUGCUCGACCCUAUUCGAGCCUACCUAGCCAGACCAAUGUCCAAACAAUCGCCACCCGACGAAGUCAAGAUUCGUGACGACGGCGUUGACUACUCGCUGCGGUUGUUGGACGCUUUACACGGCUUCUUUGGCCACGUUUAUCCCCGAGACGCCAAAUUCCACUUUGUGCUUUUCUGCAUUUUCGAUACAGCUGCUGUUCUGUGCUCUGCUCUUAUGCAUGACCAAGACUCGAGCCUUUCAAAGCGGGACGAUAUGCUGGUGGCUGUUGACAAGGCCUUGUCAAUGCUUAAGCGACUAAAUACGGUGACCAAAACCGCUAGAACCUCAUACAAAGUUUUGGCCAAGAUUGCUCAGAACAUUUCACGGCCUGGACAAGAAGUGAAAUCACCAAUCAUGCCUGCGAAAAAGCGACCAAAGGGCAAGGAGCUCGCACUGACACCCCCAUGUAUGAAUCAGACAGAGGUGGCGUUCGCAAGUGACCCUGGCUCUGUCGAUUCGCACGCCUCUUAUACAACUCCGCCCAGUGAUGCGCAUUUCUAUGGCGCUCCGGCAUCACAAUCCACGCCUCCUGGUCACUACUUCAAUGUUGACGAAUCCGCCGGAUGUGCCCCUCCGGUUCCUCCAACGUCGUCGGGCGCCGCAAUGUCCUCGUCAAAUACUCUGCAUUAUAAUGGAGCACCGCUGGAUUAUUCAACAUCAUAUGUCAACAUGACACCACCAACUGACGAGGCUUACCAUGCCAUAGACUAUGCGAAUUUCGGCGCUAUUACCGAACAAGAUCUGGGCGAGUUGGCGACGCUAUGGAAUUAUGAGAGCCUGAACCUAGACUUUAUAAAUCCCGGGUCGCACGCCGACAAACCUGGAAAUUCCUACCACGGCGAUUCUGGGACCAAGAAAGUCUGUCUAGUUGGGCAGACAAUUACUGAGAAGCUACAUGUCGCAGAGAGCGCAUAUAUUAAACAAAACUGA
Messenger RNA from Metarhizium brunneum ARSEF 3297, 1869 nucleotides. RefSeq lists its product as uncharacterized. The record is from RefSeq and is a predicted model, not a curated record. Gene Ontology annotation, cellular component: nucleus. Gene Ontology annotation, molecular function: zinc ion binding; DNA-binding transcription factor activity, RNA polymerase II-specific; DNA binding. NCBI's taxonomy places the organism in Eukaryota, Fungi, Ascomycota, Sordariomycetes, Hypocreales, Clavicipitaceae. Gene Ontology annotation, biological process: regulation of DNA-templated transcription; DNA-templated transcription.